AUGAACACCUUCACCAACGCCGUUUCGGCUUUGGCUCUCGCCUCUGCAGCUACUGCUCAGUAUGCUCUUCCCGCAAAGGAUGUUCCUUUCAUCGGUGGAAAUGUCUUCAAGAGGAAUGACUCGGCCGUCGCCAGCUUUCCCUUCUCCUAUACUCCUCCUUUCGAGGCGAACCAGUAUGGUGGUUACUACACCUGGUCGGUGAACAACGAGACUGUUAGCGGCACCAACUUCACUGGCUAUGGCACUAAGGAGGGUUAUCUUCUUCCAGACGGUGCGACUGGCAAGUACCCUUACUUCCAAGUCAGCGAGGGUCAUCCCAAGACCAUCAGCAAGUCCAAGCUCUUCACCAAUUGCCCUGGAUCGGGUCAGUGUGAGGGCAGGUUCAAGAAGAUCCUCCACAUCAUUUUUGAGAACGAGGUCUACGACUGGACCAUGGGUCAGGCCUACUGGAAGCUGCUCGCUACCCGUGGCAAGCUGCUCACCCGUAGUUAUGCUAUCACCCACCCAUCCCUGCCCAACUAUGCUGCUAUAGUCGCCGGCGAUUUCUUCGGUAUGGCCCACGAGGAUUUCUAUAAUGUGAACGCCAGCAGCAUUUACGACCUCCUCGAUGCCAAGAACGUCUCCUACGGUACUUACGCCGAGUGGUACAAUCCCAUCGCCACUCACCGUGGCCCGAACGACUGCAACAACUACAUCACGAACGGCCCGGUCGACAACACCAACCCCGAUUGGUGGUCUCAAGUCUACCGUCGUCUCGACGUCCCAGCUCUGCUGUUCAGCUCUUACACUAGCAGUUACGAGCGCUGCAGCAAGAUCUACGGCGCUAACACCACCUUCGCCGAUCAUGUCAUGUCCCACACUCUGCCAGAGUACUCCUACUACGUUCCGGAUAUGCUUAACAACGCCCACGACCCUACCUCCAACAGCAACUACUUCAACCAGCCGAACACUGGUGGCGAGUGGCUCAACUCCUUCUUGGAUUUGUACCUGCCCCAUCUCGAAGCUCAAGGCACUCUGGUUGUCGCUACCUUCGACGAAGCUACCUGGUGGAACGACGAUGACGCCUCGCCUAACAAUGACAACCACAUUGCGACUAUCCUGUUUGGCGCUGGAGUCACCCCCAACACCACCGACGACAGCUACAUCACCUUGUACGGUAUGCUGCGAGGUGCCAUCCAGAACUUCGGUCUGGGCUCGCUCGGCCGUAACGACACCAACGCUACCAAUGGUAACCUCUUCGACCUGGUCGACUCGGCUGACUCCAAGAAAGCUAAAUUGUGGGGUGAGGUCCAUGGCAAUGAUGAGAAGCCUUGA
This is a messenger RNA of Penicillium cataractarum, 1314 nucleotides long. RefSeq lists its product as uncharacterized. The coding region runs from base 1 to 1314 and encodes 437 amino acids. Gene Ontology annotation, molecular function: hydrolase activity, acting on ester bonds. The transcript has a single exon. NCBI's taxonomy places the organism in Eukaryota, Fungi, Ascomycota, Eurotiomycetes, Eurotiales, Aspergillaceae. The record is from RefSeq and is a predicted model, not a curated record. Gene Ontology annotation, biological process: phospholipid catabolic process.